Molecule: messenger RNA, 3825 nt
Organism: Vigna umbellata (rice bean)
Lineage: Eukaryota; Viridiplantae; Streptophyta; Magnoliopsida; Fabales; Fabaceae
Source: RefSeq, a predicted model, not a curated record
AUGAAUGUUCUUCUCAGUAAAUAUGGAUCACCCAAUAGUAGUCCUGCUCCUUUGAUUAUGCAGUCGAAGCAGGAGUUGGUUGGCACUGUUGAGGAAGAAAGAAAGGAAGAGGGAAUGUUCCUGACAUGGGAGGAUUUGCAGGUGACAGUUCCAAAUGGAAGGAAAGGUAGGAAACCGAUUCUUAAGGCUCUAACUGGUUAUGCCAAGCCAGGGCAACUUUUGGCAGUAAUGGGUCCUUCUGGCUGUGGCAAAUCGACACUUCUUGAUGCCUUAGCAGGAAGACUGGUUUCGAGCUCAAAGCAAACAGGAAAAAUUCUAAUUAAUGGCCAUAAACAUGAACUGGCUUAUGGAACAUCUGCAUAUGUAACACAUGAUGAUGCUGUGUUAUCAACAUUAACAGUAGGAGAAGCAGUGUCCUAUUCAGCUCAUCUCCAAUUUCCAGAGUCAAUGUCCAACAGAGAGAAGAAAGAGAGAGUAGAUUUUACAAUCAGACAAAUGGGUCUACAAGAGACCACUCACACAAGGAUUAAAGGGAAGGCUUCUAAAGGCCUUAGUGAGGGGCAAAAGAGGAGACUUGCCAUUUGUAUUCAGAUUCUUACAAGCCCCAAACUUCUCCUUCUUGAUGAACCAACCAGUGGCCUUGACAGUGCAGCUUCCUACUAUGUCAUGAGCAGAAUUGCAAGCCUAAAGAUAAGAGAUGGCAUCAAAAGAACAAUCGUUGCAUCCGUCCAUCAGCCCAGCAGUGAAGUUUUUGAGCUUUUUGAUCAUCUUUGUCUUCUGUCUUCAGGUGAAACAGUAUAUUUUGGCACCACUUCUGCUGCAACCGAGUUUUUUGCUUCUAAUGGCUUUCCUUGUCCACCUCUCCACAACCCUUCUGAUCAUUUCUUGAGGAUCAUAAACAAGGAUUUCAUACUGGAUGAUAAAGAAGGCUUCCACAUAGUAGUACCCGAAGAAGAAGCAGUGGAUACCCUUGUGAAGUUUUUUAAAUCUUCUGAAAUUAGUAACCAAGUUCGGAAAGAAGUAGCAGCAAUAGGUGAAAGGGAAUACGGUUUCACGGGGAGCAGCAGAACACAAACAGCAUUUCUAACUCAGUGUCACGUUCUUCUACGAAGAUCUUCAGUGCACUUGUUUCGUGAUGUAACCAAUUAUUGGUUGCGUCUGGCUAUGUUUAUUGUAGCAGCUAUUAGUAUGGGAACUAUAUUCUUUGACGUUGGUUCAAGUAAUUCAUCCAUUCAGGCUAGAGGGUCACUGGUAUCUUUUGUUGCUUCAGUCCUAACUUUCAUAACCCUUCUUGGUGGAUUUCCUCCAUUUUUGGAACAAAUUAAGGUAUUUGAACGUGAGAGAUUGAAUGGACACUGUGGUGUUGGUGCUUUUGUCAUUAGCCAUACAUUAUCACCUAUUCCAUACAUGGCACUGAUGUCAGUGAUUCCUGGUGUGAUCACUUAUUACCUUUCUGGACUUCACACAGGACUUGAACGUUGCAUCUAUUUUUCUAGUGUAUUACUUGCAUGCAUUUUGUGGGUUGAGAGUCUCAUGAUGGUUGUUUCAAGUAUCCUCCCAAAUCCCAACACUAACAUCACAGUCUCUGGUGGAAUUAUGGGAGUGAUGAUUUUAACUGGUGGGUUUUUUCGUCUGCCAAAUGAUCUCCCCAAACCAUUUUGGAAAUACCCUAUGUAUUAUGUUUCCUUCCACAAAUAUGCCUUCCAAGGAUUGUUCAAGAAUGAGUUCAUUGGUCUGAAGUUGAGAAGUGAUGAAGAUGGAGGAACCUACAUAAGUGACAAGGAAGUACUCACAAAGAUAUGGCAAGUGGAAAUGGGUUACUCCAAAUGGGUUGAUCUUGCUAUCUUAAUCGGAAUAAUUGUUUUAUAUAGACUUAUGUUCUUGACAAUUACUAAGACUAAGGAGAAAAUGAAAAGCUAAUUAAUCUUUUGAAACAAACAUAGUUAUCAAAUUUAAUACAUGAUAUUUUUACAUAAUGAGUUGGUUGGCACUGUUGAGGAAGAAAGAAAGGAAGAGGGAAUGUUCCUGACAUGGGAGGAUUUGCAGGUGACAGUUCCAAAUGGAAGGAAAGGUAGGAAACCGAUUCUUAAGGCUCUAACUGGUUAUGCCAAGCCAGGGCAACUUUUGGCAGUAAUGGGUCCUUCUGGCUGUGGCAAAUCAACACUUCUUGAUGCCUUAGCAGGAAGACUGGUUUCGAGCUCAAAGCAAACAGGAAAAAUUCUAAUUAAUGGCCAUAAACAUGAACUGGCUUAUGGAACAUCUGCAUAUGUAACACAUGAUGAUGCUGUGUUAUCAACAUUAACAGUAGGAGAAGCAGUGUCCUAUUCAGCUCAUCUCCAAUUUCCAGAGUCAAUGUCCAACAGAGAGAAGAAAGAGAGAGUAGAUUUUACAAUCAGACAAAUGGGUCUACAAGAGACCACUCACACAAGGAUUAAAGGGAAGGCUUCUAAAGGCCUUAGUGAGGGGCAAAAGAGGAGACUUGCCAUUUGUAUUCAGAUUCUUACAAGCCCCAAACUUCUCCUUCUUGAUGAACCAACCAGUGGCCUUGACAGUGCAGCUUCCUACUAUGUCAUGAGCAGAAUUGCAAGCCUAAAGAUAAGAGAUGGCAUCAAAAGAACAAUCGUUGCAUCCGUCCAUCAGCCCAGCAGUGAAGUUUUUGAGCUUUUUGAUCAUCUUUGUCUUCUGUCUUCAGGUGAAACAGUAUAUUUUGGCACCACUUCUGCUGCAACCGAGUUUUUUGCUUCUAAUGGCUUUCCUUGUCCACCUCUCCACAACCCUUCUGAUCAUUUCUUGAGGAUCAUAAACAAGGAUUUCAUACUGGAUGAUAAAGAAGGCUUCCACAUAGUAGUACCCGAAGAAGAAGCAGUGGAUACCCUUGUGAAGUUUUUUAAAUCUUCUGAAAUUAGUAACCAAGUUCGGAAAGAAGUAGCAGCAAUAGGUGAAAGGGAAUAAGGUUUCACGGGGAGCAGCAGAACACAAACAGCAUUUCUAACUCAGUGUCACGUUCUUCUAAGAAGAUCUUCAGUGCACUUGUUUCGUGAUGUAACCAAUUAUUGGUUGCGUCUGGCUAUGUUUAUUGUAGCAGCUAUUAGUAUGGGAACUAUAUUCUUUGACGUUGGUUCAAGUAAUUCAUCCAUUCAGGCUAGAGGGUCACUGGUAUCUUUUGUUGCUUCAGUCCUAACUUUCAUAACCCUUCUUGGUGGAUUUCCUCCAUUUUUGGAACAAAUUAAGGUAUUUGAACGUGAGAGAUUGAAUGGACACUGUGGUGUUGGUGCUUUUGUCAUUAGCCAUACAUUAUCACCUAUUCCAUACAUGGCACUGAUGUCAGUGAUUCCUGGUGUGAUCACUUAUUACCUUUCUGGACUUCACACAGGACUUGAACGUUGCAUCUAUUUUUCUAGUGUAUUACUUGCAUGCAUUUUGUGGGUUGAGAGUCUCAUGAUGGUUGUUUCAAGUAUCCUCCCAAAUCCCAACACUAACAUCACAGUCUCUGGUGGAAUUAUGGGAGUGAUGAUUUUAACUGGUGGGUUUUUUCGUCUGCCAAAUGAUCUCCCCAAACCAUUUUGGAAAUACCCUAUGUAUUAUGUUUCCUUCCACAAAUAUGCCUUCCAAGGAUUGUUCAAGAAUGAGUUCAUUGGUCUGAAGUUGAGAAGUGAUGAAGAUGGAGGAACCUACAUAAGUGACAAGGAAGUACUCACAAAGAUAUGGCAAGUGGAAAUGGGUUACUCCAAAUGGGUUGAUCUUGCUAUCUUAAUCGGAAUAAUUGUUUUAUAUAGACUUAUGUUCUUGACAAUUACUAAGACUAAGGAGAAAAUGAAAAGCUAA